This is a messenger RNA of Colletotrichum acutatum, 519 nucleotides long. RefSeq lists its product as uncharacterized. Bases 1 to 519 code for a protein of 172 amino acids. The record is from RefSeq and is a predicted model, not a curated record. The transcript has 3 exons. NCBI's taxonomy places the organism in Eukaryota, Fungi, Ascomycota, Sordariomycetes, Glomerellales, Glomerellaceae.
AUGGGCGCUGCCGACGAAGAUGUCAAUGCGCUCAGCACUGCGGAGACCAAAACCGGCGCAAAGACUCAUCUGCCCGCACUCAAUGGAGCUUCAAAGCUGCCUUACGAGCUUGUCCUCGACGUCAUGAAUCAUGCCAUUCUCCAAGCUGAGAGGAACGAUUUUCCUACUCGCAGUCUACUUCACAUCAAUCGGAAGGUUGUCGACAACGAUGCGUGGAGUGCUGUGGGGCAUCCUCGUGCGGCACUCAAACCACUUGUCGAGCGCAUGAGCAAAGUCUACGUUGGGAACGGCAGCUUCUUUACGCCAAUCAACUUCGAUGAUGUUGAAAUCUUAAAGUCUCUCCCCAGUCUUCGUCGGGUCGACCUAGACAUUGGAAGAAAGGGAUAUCUGGAGUGGGGUCAAGAGGACGGACUGGUUGAAUUGGAAGUCGGAUCCGGUGACUGGAAAAUCUAUGCAGAAUUAUUUCCGGAUCUUCCAGACUGGGCAGAAAACCACGAGUCUACCUUUCCUACAAUAUAG